AUGUUUUGCGAAAUACCACAAUUUGCAAGAUGCUGCUUCUGCAUGCCCUUGAGAAGGGGAGUCUUGGCGUUUGGAUACUUAAACAUAAUGUUCUCUGUACUAAUGAUAGGGCUAUACAGUUACGCGGUGCAUCUCGACGCGGGUGUCGUGCUGGUGUACCACGGCGUGUCUGCCAACGUCGAAGCAAAGCUGGGCAUCGCCUUAUACUGUGUCGAUAUUAUAUUUAACAUUGUAAUGGUGUAUGGAGCCCAUAAGAUAAUCGUAUCGUAUCUGAAAAUCUUCUACUAUUACACGAUCUCUACCACAGUUGCUUUGGUUAUACUGGAGCUGGUGUCUCUGAUUAAUUAUGGCUACUUGGACGACUUCGAGCUCAUGAGUUUGUUCUUUACAGGAUUAUGCCUUCAUGUCUACCUACUGUUCUUAGUGCGAAGUCUUCUGCUCAAGAUAAACAAUUCAGGACGCGCCUACGAGAAUCAACUCCAUCAGUUUGUCGACGGAGAGUUCAAAAUUGAAGGAAAUGGUAUAUAUCCCAGCACGGUUGUACCUAUUGAAAGUGUU
This is a messenger RNA of Brenthis ino (lesser marbled fritillary), 558 nucleotides long. NCBI's taxonomy places the organism in Eukaryota, Metazoa, Arthropoda, Insecta, Lepidoptera, Nymphalidae. The record is from the annotation of a GenBank genome assembly.